AAGACACCAGACAUUGAAGCCUCACUGCUAUAUAAGAACGACUUUUUUAUUUCAAUCUUCAUUGCAUCGUAUUAAUCAGUCAUGGCGCGUUCACUGGUCUUGUUAGUGUUGUGUUUAAGUAUUGUGUCUUGUUAUGACGAAGUUGAGGACAUAUGUGGACCCAAUGAACAUCUCAAAGAUGGUAUAAGUUGUAAAUCGGACUGUUGCCCCGGUGAAGACUGCCCCGACCCUUGCGCCAGUGCCUGCACGUGUGACCUCCAGUACCACAGAGUGUCCAAUGGGACCUGUAUACCGACGAGAAAAUGUCCUCCCAUCGACUGCCCUAACAAUGAGCACUUCGACGUCUGUCCCGUGUGUAAUGAGGGUUGCGAUAACGCGGUCGCGUCUGGAAAGAGAUGUAGAUUCGUUGGACGAAUAGGUAUCACUGUGAUCUGUGAACCUGCGUGUCGCUGCGAUGAUGGCUAUUGGAGGAACAGCAAAAAACAAUGUGUCCCUUAUGAGGAGUGCCCGCAAGUUCAGGAAGAGUGCAACUAAAGUAAAGAAACGAUAAAAAUAAUUAAUUUUUCUAAUAACGACAUUAAAACAAUAACUUUUACGGCUCUUAAACUGUUGCAGUCAUCAUUAUUGUAUAUUAAGUUAAGUUUAAAUUAUAACUUAAAUAAACGUAAAUUUAAAUACAUUUUAAAGAAA
Molecule: messenger RNA, 690 nt
Organism: Danaus plexippus (monarch butterfly)
Lineage: Eukaryota; Metazoa; Arthropoda; Insecta; Lepidoptera; Nymphalidae
Product: inducible metalloproteinase inhibitor protein-like
Exons: 4
Coding region: 82-534 (150 amino acids)
Source: RefSeq, a predicted model, not a curated record